AUGGCGGAUUCGAUCAUGGAUGCCCCCAAAAUGGGCAACAAAGGCCCGAAAAUGAUGGCGGUGAUGUGGUCAAUGACAACUCUUGCCACGUUUCUCGUUAUCGCUCGUUUAUGUGUCCGACAACGAAUGUUACGCAACUUCGGGUUCGAUGACUGGUUGAUCGGAGCAUCUAUGAUCUUCGGUCUAACUUACGUUGCAACUACGACAGUCUCAGUGGCUUACGGAUAUGGGCAACACAAGAUGAAUCUUAAACCUAGGUCCGCUGAGCUCGCCCUCAUGUGGAAUAUGAUCUCGUUCAUUUUCGGAAUUAUAUCCUUCGUAAUACCGAAGCUUGCGGUUGCUGCACUGCUCCACCGAAUACUGAACCCAAACCUUACCCAACGUAUAAUAGUGUGGGGUCUUGUCAGCUUGGUUGCUGUCAUUGCCCUUGUCAACAUCCUGAUCUAUGUUACCAUGUGUGAUCCACCACAGGCACUUUGGAAGAGCUCGAUGAUAUUGAACGGGGAGGCGAAGUGCAGGGAUAUUUGGAUUCUUAUAAACUAUGCCACAUUCAAUGGAGGUGAGAGGUGUUCGAUGGGUCUCGUUAUUCCCGUGACAGUGACUGAUUACCGCCAUGCAUGGACAGCCUUCUCUGCAUUUGUCGACCUUUUCCUCGCAAUUUAUCCCGGGGUCGUUCUAUUCAAGCUUCAAAUAUCAUUACGCAAAAAGAUUGCUCUGACUGCUGCGCUUGGUCUGGGCUCAAUUGCGGCUGCAACUGCAAUGGUCAAAUGCACUCAGAUCAAAGGUCUGGCUGACCAGACAGAUCCAACAUUUAGCACUGUAUCUCUUGUGGUUUGGACAAAUGUCGAAGCCAAUGUCGUUGUCAUUGCUGCCUGCAUACCAACAUUACAACCGGUGCUCGAACUUAUUCUGAGAAAACUGAAACUCGUUUCGACAUCUAAGUGUCACUCCAAGCCAUCAUCUUAUGCGCAGCACAAAGUAUACGACAAUCAACCGAGCUCCCGGACUUACGUGUCAAAAAAAGAAAGAACAAUCUCAUUGCACAGAAAGGAGAGCCAGGAAAGUAUUCUAGAUGACUUGGAGCAAUACCAAAUACGGCGCACAGAUGAGGUUCACGUUGAAUAUGAGAUGCAACGACCGAAAUAG
This is a messenger RNA of Penicillium hordei, 1146 nucleotides long. RefSeq lists its product as uncharacterized. Lineage: Eukaryota; Fungi; Ascomycota; Eurotiomycetes; Eurotiales; Aspergillaceae. The record is from RefSeq and is a predicted model, not a curated record. Bases 1 to 1146 code for a protein of 381 amino acids. The transcript has 5 exons.